AUGGGUCUGCAUUUCCCCACACUGUCCCCAUGUGCCUGCCUCCAGAGCGCUGCGCUGAUCGGAGUCAAAGGCAGAGUGGAGGUAAUCUGCAGGCUGACUCUGGACAGUCUGGGCACGUUUGGGCUGCAUGAUGCACUGAGAUCAAGUGUUUGUGAACAGAUCCCCCACCCCUCCUCCUGUCUUCCUCCUCUGCCUCCCUCGUUCUUUUUGCCCUCCUCUCCUCCUCCUCCUCCUCCUCCCCCCUCCUCUCUCUCUCCGUUCGUGUGCCAGCCAGCCAGCCAGCCGUCCAGAAGACACAGGAGCUGCCGCUGCCGUACCCCAUCACCGCUGCCUCCGCUCUGCUGCUACCGCUACCACUGCCUCCUCCACCUGCUUCUCCUCUCCUCCUCCUCCUCCUCCUCCUCCUCCUCUCUUCCUCCUCUCUUCUCCACCUCUAUCCCUCUGUCUUUCCUCCCUUCACACACACGCACACACACAUACACUCUCGCUGGAAGCUGUUUCACACAGGCAGACGGAGCGACAGAGAGAGAACGAGAGAGAGAGAUAGCCCAAAAAAGAAAGAACGAAAGCAGAACCAUUCCUUUUGUCCUCCGCGUGCAUCGCUCGUCGGGACUAUUGUGUGGACUAUUUGCGUGUCGGACUAUCAUCUUUUCUGUGAGAGGACAUCGACCACUGAGACUUGCAUCACGGAAAAGCGCUCGGAGCAGCUGUGCGCGCGUAAAGUGUCAAGGUGUGUGUGAGUUAACUGUCACCACCCAGUCGCCUCUCUCGUCCUGCCAUCGCGGACCUCUUAAAACACACCUGCUCGCACGAGUGACUGCCCGGUGCCUGGAGCCCGCACCAAGCGACUCAGACAGGAGUACACCAGCGGCUUUCUGUGCGAUCGGCGAGGUUGAAAGCGGAUCGCUUAUCCUCACCCUUCUCACGGGCGCACGCACACACACACACACACACUCUCACUCACGCAAUCUCCCGACGGCCAAACGGAUUCCAUCUACAUGGGCAAGCGAUUGGAGCAGCAACCAAUGUACCCUCAGUACACCUAUUACUACCCCCACUAUCUCCAGACCAAGGCGCUGGCCCGUGGUCUAUGCCUGGGAGAGGGAGAGGCUGGUGUCCAACAGUGGACUCAACAACAGAGGCUGCCAGUGGUCCCACUGGGAAGCCGAUGCCAGUGUGGGCUCCAUCAGCCCGCUGGUGGUUGGGUGGAGUGGGCAGCCCAGCGAGAGCACCGCGGGAGCCCCGCUCUUUCGCCAGCCCCAGCCGCACUCGAGCCCGCGUUCACGCCUGCCCGCCCGGCCUGUCAGACAGGGGGUGAGUGAUUGA
This is a messenger RNA of Alosa sapidissima (American shad), 1326 nucleotides long. RefSeq lists its product as uncharacterized. Bases 1 to 1326 code for a protein of 441 amino acids. The transcript is spliced from 6 exons. The record is from RefSeq and is a predicted model, not a curated record. NCBI's taxonomy places the organism in Eukaryota, Metazoa, Chordata, Actinopteri, Clupeiformes, Clupeidae.